Orycteropus afer afer is the source of this 1042-nucleotide messenger RNA. It is a transcript of the gene CA8, whose product is annotated as carbonic anhydrase 8. Gene Ontology annotation, molecular function: carbonate dehydratase activity; zinc ion binding. Lineage: Eukaryota; Metazoa; Chordata; Mammalia; Tubulidentata; Orycteropodidae. The record is from RefSeq and is a predicted model, not a curated record.
GCGCCCGCUCGCCCUGCGCUCACACUCGCUUUCGCGCUCACACACCCUCCCGCACUCCGCCUCAAGUUUCCCCGCUCCCCCAGCGGAAACAGAGACGCUGCAAGCGAGAGCGCCGAGGGGACUCGCAGGGCUCCCAUGGCUGACCUGAGCUUCAUCGAAGAUUCCGUCGCCUUCCCGGAGAAGGAGGAGGAUGAGGAGGAAGAGGAGGAGGGUGUGGAGUGGGGCUAUGAGGAAGGUGUUGAGUGGGGCUUGGUGUUUCCUGAUGCUAAUGGAGAGUAUCAGUCCCCUAUUAACCUAAACUCAAGAGAAGCCAGAUAUGAUCCCUCACUGCUGGAUGUUCGCCUCUCUCCAAAUUAUGUAGUUUGCCGGGACUGUGAAGUCACUAAUGAUGGACAUACCAUUCAAGUGAUCCUGAAGUCAAAAUCAGUUCUAUCAGGAGGACCGUUGCCUCAAGGGCAUGAAUUUGAACUGUAUGAAGUAAGAUUUCAUUGGGGUAGAGAAAACCAGCGUGGUUCUGAGCACACUGUUAAUUUCAAAGCUUUUCCUAUGGAGCUCCACCUAAUUCACUGGAACUCCACCCUGUUUGGCAGUAUUGAUGAGGCUGUGGGGAAACCACAUGGGAUUGCUAUCAUUGCUUUGUUUGUUCAGAUAGGAAAAGAACAUGUAGGCCUGAAGGCUGUGACUGAAAUUCUCCAGGAUAUUCAGUAUAAAGGGAAGACCAAAAUAAUACCCUGCUUUAAUCCUAACACUUUAUUACCAGACCCUCUGCUGCGAGAUUAUUGGGUGUAUGAAGGCUCUCUUACUAUUCCCCCUUGCAGUGAAGGUGUGACCUGGAUAUUAUUCCGAUACCCUUUAACUAUAUCCCAGGUACAGAUAGAAGAAUUUCGAAGGCUAAGGACCCAUGUGAAAGGAGCAGAACUUGUGGAAGGCUGUGAUGGAAUUUUGGGAGACAACUUUCGGCCCACUCAGCCUCUUAGUGACAGAGUUAUCAGAGCCGCCUUUCAGUAGUCAGAGACUAGAAGCAAGUCCAUCUUCAUCUGGG